AUGGGAGUGGAGUCGUCCGCCAUGAGGAGGAGGAGGGGAGGGGGGGGGAGAGGGGGUGACGACACCGGCUUGAGGGCGGGUGCGGUCAAAGAGGACGACACCACCUGGAAGGGUGGUGCGGUCACGUUGCGUGUGGCGGCGCCGGGUUACACGCAGCUGUGUUUGUGUCGCCCGUGGUUGCGCCUCGUGGCCCGCGACUGUGCGUCGGUCCGUGGAUGCGCCUCAUCGCCCGCGGGUGCGUGUCCGUCCGCGGAUGCGCCUUGUCGCCCGCGGGUGCGCGUCCGUCCGCGGAUGCGCCUCGUCCCCCGCGGGUGCGCGUCCAUCCGCGGAUGCGCCUCGUCGCCCGCGGGUGCGCGUCCGUCCGCGGAUGCGCCUCUUCGCUCGCGGGUGCGCGUUGUUCGCGGAUGCGCCUCGUCGCCCGCGGGUGCGCGUCCGUCCGCGGAUGCGCCUCGUCGCCCGCGGGUGCGCGUCCGUCUGCGGAUGCGCCUCGUCGCCCGGGGGUGCGCGUCCGUCCGCGGAUGCGCCUCGUCGCCCGCGGGUGUCCGUCCGUCGGCGGAAAUCGCUGCGGUGGUCGCGUCCGCCCUCGUCGGCGGGAUGCGCCGCGGUGAGGGAGGGGAGGGGAGGGGGGAGGAAGCGGGCUGCCGGACGGAACUUGUGCGGGGGAGGCACGGGAGAGUGCGUGAGUACGAGGGGGGAGGGGGGCACCAAACGUCUCUCUAUCCUUCCCUCCUCACAGCCAAACGUCUCUCUAUCCUUCUCUCCUCACAGCCAAACGUCUCUCUAUCCUUCCCUCCCCACCCCUCCCAGGCAUACGACGAUCGCCUGCGCCAAGCCUUCCAGGACCCCUCCCUGCCAUACCACCAGCAUCACCAUCACCAGCAGCAGCACCACAGCUCCCUCUUCCCCCCAGAGGACGCGGCAGUGCUGGAGGCAUACCUCAUGUGUCUGCACCAGGUGCUGCGCCACUCGCCCCCGCCCCUGCGCACGCGCCUCUUCUCCGACGCCUUCUUUGACGCGCUCUUCCGCCUGCUCCCCCACGCCGCCGUCCCCCCCGCCCUCAAGGGCGCCCUCCGCUCCGCCAUUGCUGCCUUCCUCGGCGCCCCCGCCACCGUUGCUGCGCUCACCACCUCCACAGCCCCUGCUGCUAGGGCCACCACAGCAGCGGCUGGUUUCAGUGGUGCCAUGGCAGCAGGAGCGGCUGCUGGUGCUGCUGGUGGAGGGGCGACAGCAGGGGAUUUGAUGGCAGUGGCGGCAGCAGCGGCGGGGCUGACGGGGGCGGCGGCGGCAGCGCUGGCAGCAAGGACAUGGGCGCUGGAGGAAUUCUACGAUCUGCCGCCCUCGGCUUCUGCGACCCUGGAGGAGCAACAGGCACGUAGUACGCCAUACGACAUGGGCAUGGAGCUGAGCGAGGUGGAGGCGAGGGUGGAGGAGUACCCCUCAACGCUCUCCUACCUGCGCCUGCACAACACACUGCUCGCCCUCGACCCCCUCUCCCGCCCCGCCAGGUUCCUGGACUAUUUCCGGUUCGUGACGAGCAGUGUGUUUGUGCCGUACACGCGCCGAGUGUACGCGCGGGCAGACGAGAUGUGGCAGCUGCUGCUCGCCUCGCUCUCCCUCUUCCACCUCUCCCUCCUCCUCCUGCACCGCUCCCCCCUCCCCUCCGCUCCGCCUCUCGCCGCCCUCUCUGCUGCCUCCUCCUCGUCGGCCAAUGGGCUGCUGCCAGCUGGCGCCACACCGGGGCUGCUGCUGAUGAAGGAUUUCCUAUCAGCAGGCCCAGCACUGCGCAACAUUAUCGCCAUCAUCACAGCGGGCCCCGAUGCGCUUCUAGAGGAGCGUGCGCUGCGCCCCCAGGCGCUCUCAUUCGCCUUAGAAGACACCGUUGCCGCCUGCCUGCGCCUGCUGCUCCUCGCGCUCUCCCUCGACCAAUCCCUGGCCGACACCUGGCAGCCCGCCGUGCGCCCGCUGCACCUCGUGCUCGCGGAUGACGUGGUGCUCGUGACAGCUGUCAUGUCCUUCGUGCGCUACCAGCCGUCAGAUGCCAUCCAACGGUCGGCAAUCGAGCUCACAAGCGUCUUCAGUGCGCGUGGCGUGCCACUUGUCGCGAUGGCAUUGGAGGUGGGCAUGGUGCAGCGAUUGGUGGAGGACUUUGCAGAGUGCCUUGACGUUAGUGCCAGCACCGUCUCUGUACAGGGCGUUGCUGCUCAUGGUGACGCUGGUGGCGCGACUGUGGAUGGUGGAGGAGAGGAGGAGGAAGGCGGGGAGGAGGGCGAGGAGACGGACUGUGCCACGCUCAUUCUCCAGCUGCUGCUGGCGUCGCUAGGGAGGCAGCGGCCCACAUUGGCGCACAUGCUGCUGGGGUUUGAUGUCGACAGGCCGCUCGCUGCCUCCCUGCUGCAGCCCAACCGCCGCUUCAGCGCCCUCCGCAUUCUCCUCGACCUCGUGCUCUCCACAGGAGCAGACGCAGACUCCGACCAAUCAGACGCCACCGCACCGCCACGUGUCACCCUGCGGUUGGCGCGCCUGCGGGAGAUGAGCGUGCGAGUGCUGUACCACCUAGCAGCAGACCCCGCCACGUCAGCACCCACGGCAGUGCUGCUGCAGGCAAAGCCGCUGAGCUUCUUUGCUCCGCUGCUCUCCUCCGCGCUCUCAGCGCCUCUUCCUCGCCGCAGCAGCAGCCCCGGCCACCGCGUGGCGGCCCUGCAUGAGCGAGCGUGGCUGCUGAAGCUGCUGGCGCUGGCCCUCCACACAACGCCCCCUGCCCCGCACGCCCACAAGCACCACCACUCCCACCACGCCGCCCACUCCGCCACCGCCGGGCGGCAGCUGGAGAUCUGCCGGCAGAUUCUGUCGGCACUGUUCAUGGCAGACGGGGGUGUAGGGGGGGCGGAGGAAGUGGGGGAAGGGGGGAAUGGUGCGCUGGUGGUGUGGGGAGGAGGGGAGCAGCAGGCAGAGGGUGUGAGGGGAGGUGUGCUGGGGGCGACGCAGCUGUUGGAGUUGUUCCUCUUCGCCCUGCCGGACGUCACCCCCAGCUUCCUGCCGCACAUCGCUGCCGUGCACCACCAGCUGCAGCUGGAGGAGCUGUUGGGGACCGCAGCAGGAGUGGCGGAGGGGGGCGUGUUUGAAGUGAAUGAGAGGGGCGACCGCCUUGUGGACCUGCGUGCUCUCUCCCACAUCCUCACCCAUAGGUUUGCCUUGCUGGAAGCACAGCGAGGUCCGGGAGCACCGUUUCUCCCAGGCCCUAACCUGGGGGUGGCAGGCUCGGCAGCAGGUUCGGCAGAGGUGCGGCAGGAGGCAGUGAGGGAGGCGUUGAGGUUCGUGUGGCGGCGCAACCGAGUGGAGGAGGAGGCAGCAGCGCAGCAGCAUGUGGCUCUCGCGUGGGCGCAGCUGCUGCAAAUGGCUCUCUCCAGAAGAUUUGAUCUGCUGCCACCACAUGCCAGGCUGGAAGCCUUGCUGCAGCUGCUCUCUGCGUGUCUUAGAGCCAUCGCUGCGCCUCACACUCCCCUCACCCUCGCCAAGCCCAUCUCCCAGGUGGUCCUAGUGGCAUUCCUGCAGCUGCAGCACCUCUCCUCCUCCUCCUCGCCCACCUCCAUUGACACUCCCUCCUCUGACGACGCGGGCGAGGUGACGUGGAGCGACGUGAUUGGCCACUCGUCCCUCUCCGACACAAGCAGCAGGGAGGGGCUAGGAGGCGGGGCGAGUGGGGCAGGGGGCGGGGGGGCAGGGGGCGGGGGCCCUCGGAGGCAGGUGUCAGUGGCGGAGAGCACGGGGCUGCUGAGGGACCUGCUGGGCGCGCUCAUGCGGAAGGACUCCUCUGAUAGCCUCCGCCGGAGGCUCUACACAUCACUCCUCACCUUCCUCGCCAUCUGUGCGCGCCGCUUCCGCAGUGCUGACGUUGAUAUCUCGCCAGCUGUCAUGGCCGUCAUUCUCAAGGAGCUGCCCGGGGAAGAAACUUCCUCUGACCGCUCCCUUGAUAUGUUGGAGCGGCAGCGCAGGGAGAUGCAGCGGGCCACACACGCCCUCCUCUCGCCCCACCUGCCCACUCUCAUCCGCACUCUCUCCCACGACGCCUCCUCCUCCCCCUCCCCCCUCACUCGCUCCCUCGCACUCGCCGCCCUCUCAUCCCUCCUCUCCCACUCCGCUGACCCAAUCGCGGCCUCCGCCAGCCUGGCGCCGACCAAUGGCAUCGCGACAGCUGGACGGGACCACCGGAGCAUUUUUGCGCAAUCCGUGGGCGGUGGGCAGAAUCAGAAUCUGCCAAUUGGAUUCGGGCGAUUGCCGGAUUUGGCGCCAGGGAUGACGUCAGCACUGGCGGUGGCGUCCACGUCAGCAGCGGCUGUGCUGAGUCAGAUGCAGGCGCACGGAAUGGUGCAGGCGUGCAUAGCUGACGUCAGCAAGGGGAUUUCAGAGGUGCUCCUGCUGCCCUCGGCCGACGCACAGCGCCAGGCGUUCGUGACGGAGGCGCGGCUGGCGCUGCUGCUGGCCAUGGCGGCGGCCACGGGGCGCCAAGGGCUGCUGCUGCUGCUCAACGCGGGAUUCCUCCGCGCCAUGGCUGCAUGCCCCUCCCUCGACGCCCCUGUUUCUGAGGCAUCCUACCUGGCACCGCCCCCAGUGGGGCUGUCAUCUCUGGACGUGCCUUCGGAGUCUCUCUGCUUCGCUCACCUCGUUGCCCCCGUGCUGCGCCUGCUGCUCGCCCUCUCCACCCUCGCCCCGCCCGACGCCUCGCUCUCACCACACGCACCACCAUCCGACGCCACUUCAAAAGCGGACGUGGCAUCACAGCUGGUGCAGUUCGCCAUCCAUCACGAGCCCAUGCUCUCACGCCUGCUGGAGGACCGCUCGCCCGCCUGCAACCCCACCGACCUGCUGCUGCUCUCCCUCUCCACCGCCUUCCUCUCCCGGGCGCUUCUCUGGGCCGACCCCUCUCAGCUGGAGGGGCUGCGAGGCCUCAUGCUGCGGGCAGCGGCGGCGUACAGCGUGGGCGAUGGGGAGAGCCGCGUCAAGUAUGUGCGGCAGCGCGUGGCGAGGGAGGAGGAUGACCGUGCUGGAGAGAUCGGUGGGAUCUCACUCUCCCUGCUCCUUCCUCCGGAGGAGCAAGCAAUGGAGGAGGGGGUGUUGAGAGUGAGGGCCAACCUCAUGGCGUACCUGCGCUCCCUCGUCGCCUUCAAACGCCUCCUCCUGCCCGCCGCCUCCAAGCACCAGCAUCAGGGCCCCACAUUGAGCCUCUUAUCAGACCUGCUCCGUCAGAUGGUCAUCGACCUGCAGGCAGCUGUGGAGGCACGUGGCACUGCGCUCACCAAGCUGGCGGAUGUGAACGACAUGUCACGGCACGAGGCAGAGGAGCUCAUCCAUGCCACUGCCUUCCACGCGCCCCACUCCGCCGCCCACUCCCACCUGCCCCUCCGCCAAGCGCGGCGGCAGGCGCUAUUGAUCCUGGCGGGGCUGGCAUCCAGCAAGGAGCGCGCGCUCUCAUGGAUGCUCUUCAUCUGCGAGCACCUGCUGCACCUCCUCCUCGCCCACUUCUCCCUCCACCACUCCCUCCUCUCCCGCUCCUCCUCGCCCCUCGCCUCCUCGCUCUCGCCCUCCCCCACCACCUUCUCCUCCCGCCCGCGCUCCCUGCGCGUGCAAGGGCCGCGCGUCUCCCCCUCUCCUGGGGGGCCUGAUGGGAUGGGGUUCGGGGGAGUGGCAGACGGGGGAGAGGAUGCAGGAGCGGCAGCAGAGGCAGCAGCGGCGGGGAUGGGUGGGGGGCACAGCAGGGAGGAGUUUGAGUCGACGGUUGGGACCACUGCUGACCUGGAGAAGGUGGCUCGUGAGGUGCUGCCAAGUGUCAACAGACUAGUGGAGGUGAACGAGACGGAGUCACUGGGAUUGCUCAUGAGACAACAUUGCUCCUCUGUUCUGUCCGGCUGCCGCCCGCUCUCCCCAACUGCCAGCCAUUGGCUGCCGCCCGGGUUCCCCAACUGCCAGCCAUCGCUCUCCCCCCGGCUGCCGCUCCCCUUGCAGGGCCACGUGGGGGAAGCACUCGCGGCCAAGGACGCGGCAGAGUCCCUACCGGAGUUUGGCAUGGUCGACAGCUUCAUCCGCUGGCUCUCCACCUACCUCGGCUCAUCAGGACCCUGGCACCAGCGCUUCCUGGACCUUCAGGAAGUCUUCACUCAGACUAACCUGGAGCUCCAAGGAAUCAAUGAUGUGCGUUGGCUCUCGCGCGGCGAUGCAGUCUGCCGACUUCUUGCAGUCCUUCCGGGGGUCGUCGUGAUGGUGCACGAGCUGGGAAACAAGCCCAUGUACCAGAUGGUGACCAGCUACAGAUUCCAGUUCAUGCUGCGCUUCCUCGCUGACGUGCUGGAACAGCUGAACGUGCUCAGCAAGACGUUCCAGCAUCGACAGAUUGACCUGCUGGCGAUUCAAGGCCAGAUCCGUCGCACGACAACCCACAUCAACAGCCGUUAUGUGGAUUGUGGCGACGACUUCGGCGGCGGCCUGAGCGAGAAGCUGUCGCCCUUCAUUGCACGACAUGGACUGAAUGGGGUGCGGAGAGUGGAGGUCGAGUGGGUUGACUCCGACGGCCGGCCCACUUCUCACUGCUACGUGCUGCAUGAUUCCCCCCUUGAAGGCUACCCCAUUGCAGGGACCCAUGAGCGAUGCGUGGAGCAGUGCACGGCGAUGGCGGAGGCGCUCGUGCAUAACCUGGAUGAGCGAUUGGGUUCACUCGACAAGCUGAGCGGUGUGAAGCUGUUCAUGCCCGACGAGUGGCCCCAUGGACGGCAGGAGCGUUCCAUGCCCGACUGGGCGGAGGUGGUGAAGAUCUGGAGGGCGUACAAGAAGCGCAAGCCCAUCACAACAGUGGCAGCACCAAAGAAGCAACCUAGUGCUAAGGGGAAAGAGAAGGUGGACGAGGAUGAUGCUGGUGGUGCUGGCUCUGGGUGGGGGACAGAGACCCCCGUGCACAGGCACGGUUCUAUGAGCGAUGGUGGUGGUAGUGACGAAGAUGAAGACAUGUGUGUGAUGUGA
Closterium sp. Naga37s-1 is the source of this 7008-nucleotide messenger RNA. Lineage: Eukaryota; Viridiplantae; Streptophyta; Zygnematophyceae; Desmidiales; Closteriaceae. The record is from the annotation of a GenBank genome assembly.